UUGCGUUCGCCCCGGGUGGAAUGGUUGAAAGCAUGAGGUACCUCAUAGCCUUCGGUUUUCUCGCCACGGCUGUCGGCCAAGAGUGCGGAGUGCCGAACGACGCCAGUGCGUACAUUGUCGGCGGGGAUGCGGCCAGGAGACUCGAGUUCCCGUGGCAAAUUUCUCUGCAGAAGUUCGAGAAUGGUGUAUGGUCCCAUACUUGCGGUGGCUCGAUCAUCGAUAAAAACUGGGUCUUGACCGCCGCUCACUGCGUCGACUACAGAUUCCAGGGUCUUGAACCAUUGAGGGUGGUGGCCGGCGAGCACGAUCUCACCAAGAACGAAGGCACCGAGAUCUAUUUUGCGGUUAAUCGACGACGGGGAGAUAUUGCGAUCCAUCCGCAGUGGGAUAGCGAUAUCGUUGACUACGACUAUGCCCUCAUACAGCUCGACAGACCAUUGAACUUCACCGGAGCGCAGUCUCGUCUUGCUCCAAUCUGUUUGCCAACACCUGCCGAUGCUACCACUUUCGAUGGCAUGACCUGCGUCGGUAGCGGCUGGGGCGUCACAAAACGGAACGGUCAGCGACAAACGUCACGUACCGGCGCUCCUCCAAAAAGUUGUCUUCAAAAUUCCUCCACAUCAACGAUGCGUUGCGGCCUGGCUCCGAGGCGGCGUCCUGGGCGGAGCGGUUCGGCUCACUCCGCGACACAUCUGUGCCGCGAGCGUUCAAGGAGAAGAUCAUGGAGUCUGCAAUGGAGAUUCCGGUGGACCCCUGCAAUGUUUCACUAAGAACAACCGAUGGACCCUGGCGGGAGUGGCAAGCUUUGUGAAAUAUUGCGGCUCCGCUGCCUAUCCCGACGUUUACGCGCGGACCACCUUGGCACUUGACUGGAUCGAGCGAGUGAAACGUGUUCGCACCCGUAAUGCUUGAGAGAAUAAGUUCCGACUGAAGACCAGAAUAAACAUGUCUGAUGUUCGUUA
Galendromus occidentalis (western predatory mite) is the source of this 962-nucleotide messenger RNA. Its product is annotated as chymotrypsin B. Bases 21 to 770 code for a protein of 249 amino acids. Lineage: Eukaryota; Metazoa; Arthropoda; Arachnida; Mesostigmata; Phytoseiidae. The record is from RefSeq and is a predicted model, not a curated record. Gene Ontology annotation, molecular function: serine-type endopeptidase activity. Gene Ontology annotation, biological process: proteolysis. The transcript is spliced from 3 exons.